This is a messenger RNA of Amborella trichopoda, 1229 nucleotides long. The record is from RefSeq and is a predicted model, not a curated record. NCBI's taxonomy places the organism in Eukaryota, Viridiplantae, Streptophyta, Magnoliopsida, Amborellales, Amborellaceae.
AUUUUAAAGUUGAAAAAUAAGCUUUACAAUUUAUGUAUAAAAAGGGAAGACCACCACUUGAGGAUCUUAGCUCAAGAGAAAGCCAUGUUGGGAAAUGCAAGGAUGAUGCGGAACGUGUUUCUCGCCUUCGCGCUGUUUCUUUGCUUGUCCAAUGUGCACAAACAAGGUCCCUAGCACACAACUCUAAGGGAAAUUGUAGCUAUUGGGUAGAAAUUGAGACAACAUGUGCUCCUCAAGCCGACACCGCUAGCAUUGUGGGUGUUAGAUUUGGGGACAACAAUGGGAACCACGUCGUGACUAGGCAUCUCAAAAACCCUAAACUUGUGUAUGAUCCAAAGUUGGGCCAAAGGAAACAAGGGGCUGUAUAUAAAGGGUUUGAUAGGUGUGCAAUCGAUAUGUUUGAAGUGCAGGGGUCGUGUAUGGAACGUGCGGUCUGUUAUCUGUACCUUAGGCGUAUGGGUCCAGAUGGGUGGAGGCCUGGGUGGGUUAAGGUGCUCCACAACCAUGGGCUUGGUGGGGCCGACUUAUCGCCGGUUUCGGUCGAGUCCUACUAGGUGUCUUAUUGGCGUUCAGUGAUUCAGCCACGAUCUAAUCAAGUAAUUCCUGCGACACCUUGCGACCCAGACCUUCAUCAGAUUGAUAUCAGAGCAGACUUGAUCGAGCUGAAUCAAAUUGUUGCACGAGACCCUUGAGACUCUACUUGCAGAAGUGUUGGUGGACUUGUCUCAAAAGAUGGAUCAACGAUUGGAACAUACGAGACCCUUGAGACUCUACUUGCAGAAGUGUUGGUGGACUUGUCUCAAAAGAUGGAUCAACGAUUGGAACAUACGCCCCAUCGAGCUGCAAACCUUUAAGGUCCAUAGAGUGAGUAUGAGUGGCACGAGAUUUUGUACCAAUUACCCUACACCUUAGGGAUAUUUUUUAAAAACUUUGAAAGAUAAUCUAUUAUAAGCUUGAAUUGCCACAUGUAGACAUAUUUGGUGAUCAAUAUGGCAAGUAAUAAAAUGGAACAUGAAGAAGGGAGACUCAGAGAUGGAAUGACUGGAGUACUAGAGCAUGCUAUGACCAUGGAGAUGAUGAGGGGUGGCUGUUCGUGUCCUUGACCUUCAUUAUGAGAACUUUUCUCAAUUGAGAUAAACCAUCCAUCUUCGUUUGUGUAGAUUGGACCAAGGAAGUAUGUGUGGGGAAACUUAUUUUCAAUAAGAAAAGAGUCAGGGCUUAAUUGGUUA